Messenger RNA from Chiloscyllium plagiosum (whitespotted bambooshark), 2169 nucleotides. Lineage: Eukaryota; Metazoa; Chordata; Chondrichthyes; Orectolobiformes; Hemiscylliidae. The record is from RefSeq and is a predicted model, not a curated record.
CUGUGCUCUUCCAGCACCACUAAUCCAGAAUCUGGUUUCCAGCAUCUGCAGUCAUUGUUUUUACCUAACUAACCCUCUUCCACCAGGACCUUUUAACAGAGCAUUAUAUCAUUGCUGUUUGUGAAAUCUGUCCUUGGCAAGUUCAGAUCCACCGUCUCCGGUCGUUUUGAAUAGAAUUGGGGUGGUUACGAAACCGCCUUGAUGGACUUUCUGAUAGGCUAUUUGCGCCGUCAAUCACCCCAUUCCAGCCAAUGGAGCUGACGCCCUUCCGACCCAUUCAUGAAAAAAGUAGCAAACCGUAGCGGCCAAUGAGAAUCAGCCAAUGGGAUGUUGACGUCGACCUUCGUCAUAAUAGGGUGCGGGUUUGAGGGCGGGGCCAGUGGGAAGCGGGGCACGGACCCGGAAGCAGCAUGGUGGUGAGACACGUGGAGGACGCCAAGCAGUUCCAGAACCUGUUGAGCCAGACCGAGCAGCUAGUGGUUGUUAUGUACUCGGCUGAGUGGUGCAGCAACUGCCGCAUGAUCCGACCGCACUUCUACAACCUCUCGGAGCAGUUGACCAAUGUCGUCUUCGUGGAGGUGGAUGUCGACGACGCAGAGCCUCUGGCUCGGUCCGCCGGCAUCACGUGCAUGCCGACCUUCCACUUCUUCCGGCGCUCGGCCAGAAUGGGAGAAUUUUCGGGGACCAAGAGGGAGAAGUUGGAGCGCCUAUUGGACGAGCUGCAGUGAGCGGCCUGUUAUAAGUUAAAAAAUAGACAGGGAAACACAAAAGCCAAAAAAAUUAACUGGAGUUUGAAUUCUCUGGAUAAAUAAAAGUGCAGCUAAAAAUAUAUAAUCAGAGAAAGUAAGGGAGGCAGUUUUCAAAAUUCAUUUUUGAGAUGUACCUAUCAUCACCUCCAAACUGUGAUUACGGUGGAUUUUGAUGGCCAUUUCAGGCAGCAGUUAAGAGUCAAUCACAACGGUUACGAGCACCAAAUGGGAUUUUCGAAAGUUUGUGGGGUGUACAGAGAAACUGGCACGUUAUUUUGGAUCAGGGCUGGUUUACAAUGGAGCUUGCAGUAUAUGUUUUAAAAGAGCUAACAUUUCUAUCGCAUCUUUCACAUUUUCAGGAUGUGCACUUGCACCAUAACAGCUGCAGCUGAAUAGUAGUAUUGCCACUCCUUUAUGUCAGACCCCAUUCUAUAGAAAAUCCAGGAAAAUAACUGCACUUACAGCACAGAGUGAUGCACCGUCAGAGGUUCCAACUUCCGGGUUAAGAACGAAACCAAGAUGUGGGCUCCCCUCUUGGCUAGAUGAUAGAAAGAUGCCAUUGCACUAUUUUGAAGAAAAGUAGGAACGAUUUUUUCACGUGUCCUGGCUGUUAGUUAUCCCUAUACCAAUAAAAGAGAUUCUCUGGUUAUUAUCACACUGCUGUUGCGUGGGAGCUUGAUGUGUGUAAAUUGGCUGCUAUGCUUGUGAAGGGUGCUAUAUGAAUAUAAGUUUUUUUCAGUCAACUAAUUUCAUUUUUGAAGGAUAUUUGAGAUUUGCUGCUUAACGUUACUGUUACAUGGUGAUUUGUAAUAGGAAUUGGAGUAGGUCAUUCAACCCAAGUCUGCUCCGCUAUUCAAUACGAUCGUGGCUGAUCGAAUAAUUCAGUGCCUUUUAGCCACUAAUCCCCAUAAUUAUGUACACAAUUUGAGAAAUGAGGAAUCUAUUCACACCUAAAUAUACUCAAAGCCAAAGAUUCACAACCCUCUGCAUAAAAAAAAUCUCCAUAUAUUGGACCUAAAUGGUACCCGUUUUUUUAAAAAAUUGUGCUAAUUGGUUUUAGACUUGCAACUGGGGAAACAUAUUAUCUGGAUCUACCCUUUUAAUCCUGUAAGUAUUUUAUAGGUUUCAAUGAGAACACCUCUCAAGCUCUGAAACCCUGGACAGUACUGGCCUGAUUUGCACAAUCUCUCUCCAUAGGACAAUAGUGCCAUCCCAGGAACAAGUCUGGUGAGCCUUUGUUGCAUUCCCUCUAUGGCAAUAAUAUCUUUUCUGAAAUCAGGACACCAAAACUACACACAGUACCCAGGUGCAGUCUAAUGAAGCUGCUUUAAAAUUGAAGCAAGACUUCACUCCUCCUGUACUCUUUGGGCUUUAGGACAAAAAUGUUAUCCCAUUACCCAUACCCCAAACAAGUCCCAGA